This is a messenger RNA of Phycodurus eques (leafy seadragon), 2417 nucleotides long. RefSeq names its product growth factor receptor bound protein 7 (gene grb7). The record is from RefSeq and is a predicted model, not a curated record. The coding region runs from base 506 to 2110 and encodes 534 amino acids. The transcript is spliced from 12 exons. Gene Ontology annotation, biological process: signal transduction. Lineage: Eukaryota; Metazoa; Chordata; Actinopteri; Syngnathiformes; Syngnathidae.
AAUUAAUUUGUUUAAGAAUAAAAGUUAAUUGAAGAUAUUUCUAACGAAUUAAAUUGGUCAUCCAUUUAUUGAUUUAUUAUUUUUUUCUUUUGCGCUCGAAGUUUGAGUUUUGCUUUGGUCAAUGAUUUGCGCGUGUGUGCAGGUGCGUUGGUGACGCGUGACGGUGGCUCCUCCCCCCGGCAGCAGAACCCGCCAAAGGUGUCCGCGCUGACGUCAUCGUCGCCAUGAUGACUGACAGCUGAACGCCGACGGCGGCCACGUGCGAAACUCGGAACCGCCCGAUCGAAACUGGGACGGAAACGACGCCUGAAGUUCCAAACGGACAACACGACGCCGCCUUUGACUUCUUGUGUGUUUGUGUUGUUGCGUGUUUGUGCUGUUGUUAUGUGUUUGUGGUGUUGAGUUGUUGUUGUGUGUGCGUGCUCGUAGGUGGCUUUUCCCCGUGGUGACGUUACGUGAAACUGAGAGAGCGCAGUUCGGAUUUUGUGAAUCUUGAAGGACGAAAAUGUCCAAAAACAAGAACGGUUUAGACGACGAUGGGGAUGACGUCACCUGGGCAGAAGUCAGCCGCUCGCAGCCAAUCAGCAUCGCCGCCGUCAGGCGCGAGACGUCCGUCAGCAGGAACGUACGAAGCGAACUUUUCUCGCCGUCCGCGCUGUCCAUCCCCGACCCCUUCCCGGAACUCUGCGGUCCCGCCGGGUCGCCCGUUGCCGUGGCGACGCUCUCACCGCCAUCUGGCGACAAACACCUGCUGAAGGUUUUCGCCGAGGGCGAGCACGGCCGCUCGCUUUACGUGAGCUCCGUCGCCACGGCGAUGGAGGUUUGCCACACGCUGGUGACGACGGCGCGGUGCGGCGAGCGGGAGAACUGGGCCCUCAUGGAGGUCCAUCCCGCCCUCGGCCUCGGUGACGCACACGCACGAGCGCACGCACGCACGCGACGGCGAGCGCUCCUGACCGAGCGUGCGCGUCUCCUCCCCAGAAAGGUGCCUAGAGGAUCACGAGGCGGUGCCGGAGGUUCAGGCCGGCUGGGCGCCGAAGGCCGACACGCGUCUCGUCUUCUGCAAGAACUACGCCAACUCUUCUUCCCAGAUGCCAUGAUCUUCGACGGCGCGGACGGCGCCAAGCGGAUGACAUCGCAACAACUCAUACAGGACCCGGUCCAGUCGGGCUCGUGUCCCGAGAUCCGAGGUUUCCUGCACAUGAAGGAUUCCGCGCGCAAGUCGUGGAAGCGCGCUUACUUCUUCCUGCGCCGUUCGGGUCUUUACUGCUCGUCCAAGGGCGCGUCCGAGGAACCGCGACACCUGCGGUACGUGGCAGACCUCCGCGACCUUCACGUCUACGACGUGGUCGACGCGCGCAAACUCUACGCCGCGCCGCAACACUUCUGCUUCGCCGUCACGCCUUCAGGAAGUCCGGUCCGCCUUCAGCACCUGAAGAUGUUUUGCGCCGACAGCCACCAGACCAGAACCUGCUGGACCUCGGCCUUCAGAUUGUUUAAGUAUGGGAAGCAGCUGCAGUCUAACUUCCAACAGUCCGAGUGGACACGGCGAAGCCUGACGGACGGCAAAAAGGGUACGCUUGUGUGUGAUUGCGUGUGCGUGGAGGCCAAGUCGGAGGCCAGCCUGGCGGUGAUAGACUUUUCCGGAAAGUCCGGCGGUCGCGUCGUUGACGACCCGACAGAGGCCGAGUGCACCGAGUGCCGCGAAGGGCGAGCCUGGCGGCGUCGGGAAGUUCUGCGCCGCAGCCCGCCCGACUCGAGCUCGGCCUCAGGACCGGCCCCGCUCCACGCCGGCCAGCUGUGGUUCCAUGACGGCGUAUCGCGGAAGCAAGCGCGGCGGCUGCUGGAGAAACGAGGCCUCGUCGACGGGAUGUUCCUGAUCCGCACGAGCCAGCAGCACGCUCGUUGCUUCGUGUUGUCGUUGUGCUUCGAGCUGAAGACCAAACACUUCCUGGUCAUUACUUGCGAGGACGGCGAGCGGACGUUCGUGACGAUGGAUGACGGCGCCACGGUCUUCGCGGGCAUUCUGCAGCUGGUGGACUUCCACCGGGUCAACAAGGGCAUCCUGCCCGUCUGCCUCAAACACCCGUGCCCGUGCGCGGCGCUAUGACCCCUCAACUGUUGGUCGACCCGCACCCCCGUUUUAACCCCCACCCCUUUUAAACGCGUGUUUGUUGCACGAACCCAUCAUGCAGCUGUUCCAGCAGUCCUCCCGCAGGGUCAUGUGACCAAUAGCGACCAAUGACGGCAUGACAGGAAACUGGAUCCGUGAUGGCCUUAGAAUUCACGUGUCGAUGCAUUGUUUAUUUUUUCGCGUUCUGUUUGCAUUUUAGCACAUUUGUCAAUGUUAACAUGGCAUUUUUACCAUUUUGAAAGUCUUUUAAUUAUUCUUUUACAUGUUAAAUAAAUCAUUUCAA